Molecule: messenger RNA, 2505 nt
Organism: Corylus avellana
Lineage: Eukaryota; Viridiplantae; Streptophyta; Magnoliopsida; Fagales; Betulaceae
Product: ferric reduction oxidase 8, mitochondrial
Cellular component (GO): plasma membrane
Molecular function (GO): ferric-chelate reductase activity
Source: RefSeq, a predicted model, not a curated record
CCUUGUGGUUCCAAUCUUUCUUCAAAGUUCUUUAUAUAUGGUGACCCAUUUCAUACUAGAACUCAAGAUCUGCACACGUGCUAUAGCAGACAGACAUGGCGAAGGCCAUUCUUCUUGUUCUCAAAAUAUUGAUGAUUCUAAUAUUCACUGGUUGGAUUUCCAUUUGGCUUCUAAAGCCGACAGACCUGUGGACAAGGAAAUGGAAAGGAGCUGAAGAGAGAGCUAGGCCUACUCUGUUUGGAUAUUAUGGUCUUAACUUUGCUGUGUACACAUUUCCUGUAAUUGCCCUGGCUAUAAUUGGACUUGUUUACUUGGAUUUGAAGGCCAGGGAGCCAACCAGCAGACAAGCAGCAAGGAGUUCACCUGCAGCUUUCUCAAAUCCACUGGUUGUGAACACUUUUAUUGGUGUUUUAUCUGGUGUUGAAAUUCUGGCAGUGCUUCUAUUUAUCCUCGUUUUAGCAUGGACUUUCUAUGCUCGCAUCUCUAAUGAUUUCAAGAAGUUGAUGCCAGUUAAAUCACUGAAGCUGCAAUUAUGGCAACUCAAGUACUUAAGAGUGGCAACCCGGUUUGGUUUGCUAACAGAGGCCUGCUUGGCUUUGCUGCUUCUGCCUAUUUUAAGGGGGCUGGCCAUAUUUCGCUUGGUUGGCAUCCAGUUUGAAGCUUCAGUAAGAUACCACACAUGGGUUGGGACAGCAAUGCUUGUUUUUGCCACUUUACAUGGUGCAAGCACUUUGUUCAUCUGGGGUGUCAGCCACCACGUCCAGGAUGAGAUAUGGAGAUGGCAGAAAACAGGCAGGAUAUACCUUGCUGGGGAGAUUGCUCUUGUUACAGGGAUAGUAAUCUGGAUUACAUCUCUUCCUCAGAUAAGGAGGAAAAAGUUUGAACUCUUCUAUUACACGCACCAUCUAUACAUAGUCUUCCUAGUAUUUUUCUUAUUUCAUGCUGGAGAUAGGCACUUCUAUAUGAUUUUCCCUGGGAUUUUUCUCUUUGGCAUUGACAAGAUACUCCGAAUCAUACAAUCAAGACCAGAAACUUGCAUUCUUUCGGCACGAAUCUUCCCUUCUAGGGCUAUAGAACUUAUUCUGCCCAAGGAUCCAAGUUUGAAGUAUAACCCCACAAGUGUUAUAUUUAUGAAGAUUCAAAGUAUAUCCACAACUCAAUGGCACCCCUUCAGUAUAACCUCAAGCUCUAGUAUUGACAAUGACUCCAUGUCUGUUAUGGUUAAAUGUGAGGGAUCGUGGACAAGUUCCCUCUAUGACUUGAUACAAGCUGAGCUGCACUCUCAUGCUGAUAAGACAAAGUGCAUACCAGUAGCAGUUGAAGGCCCUUAUGGACCUGCCUCAGUUGACUUCCUAAGAUAUGACAGUCUGCUUCUGAUAGCAGGUGGAAUUGGGAUAACUCCAUUUCUGAGCAUUUUGCAGGAAAUUGCUUCAGCACAAAACAGCAGCAGAUAUGGUCUCCCCACAAGAAUGCAGCUUAUAUUUGUUGUUAAAAAGUCUCAGGACAUAUAUCUGCUGAACUCAAUCUCAUCUCUUCUCCAGAACCAUUCAAGUGAAGGACUGCAUCUAAAACUGAAAAUUUUUGUGACCCAAGAAGGGCAAUCUAAUCCAACAGUAAGAGAAUUUCUAAGCGACUCAUCGCAGAUUCAAACAGUACACUUCAGCACAAAAUGUUCGAAUCAUGCAAUAUAUGGACUCGAAAGUUUCCUUCGGAUUGCUGCCUUGGCUGGAUUCUGCUGCAUCAUGUUUCUUGUUUCUCUUAUUUGUUUGAAUCAUAUCUUUGCUCCCAACCAAAAGAAGACAUCUAAAGCCUCCAAAGAAAAGACUCCAUCUUGGGUUGUUGAUCUGCUUCUCUUAUCUUCCUUUCUCAUAGCUUUAACAUGCAGCAGUUUAUUUGCAAUAAUUUUGAGAAUGAGAAGGCUGAAGAAUGAGAACAUUCCACAAGUCUCCCAAAAGCCAGGCAAAGCCAUGGACACAGAAACAGGGAGCUUCCUUGAGGAACAUGAAAUUCAUUUUGUAGGAAGGCCUGACUUUCAUGAUAUUUUUGCAAAGUUUCCAAAUGAAACGGGUGGAUCAGAUGUUGGAGUCUUGGUCUGUGGACCUGGAUCAAUGAAAGAGUCAGUAGCAUCAGUAUGCCAGCAGAAAUCUGUGGGUUUCCAGACGGGUGCUAAGAAAAAGAAGCCACGCUUCAGCUUCCACAGCCUCAGCUUCUCCCUCUAGUGCUCAAUCACAACAUAUAAUGCAAAUGUAAGGAGACUUGUACUAGCUAGGGGUCAUGGACGGCUUUGGCUUAGGUGCCGUAAAAAAAACACUAUGAGAACAUAUCUGCUGUAGUUUUUUCAACGGUCUAUCUAGAUUGCCUGCUUAUGCGAUUGUCAUUUAGGCUACCAAAUACUGGAAUUUGGGCAUGUACAUUUUUAAUCUAAUACUAUUUUGUACUUGGAAUGUCAUCAAAGGACUUGGAACUCUUUCUAGAACAUAAGAAUCAGUGGGUGAAUUUCUGUCA